Molecule: messenger RNA, 1613 nt
Organism: Manihot esculenta (cassava)
Lineage: Eukaryota; Viridiplantae; Streptophyta; Magnoliopsida; Malpighiales; Euphorbiaceae
Product: ribose-phosphate pyrophosphokinase 4
Exons: 7
Coding region: 84-1304 (406 amino acids)
Biological process (GO): purine nucleotide biosynthetic process; 5-phosphoribose 1-diphosphate biosynthetic process
Cellular component (GO): ribose phosphate diphosphokinase complex; cytoplasm
Molecular function (GO): ribose phosphate diphosphokinase activity; magnesium ion binding
Source: RefSeq, a predicted model, not a curated record
ACUAGCCGCCCGAAAUCACAUCCCCCUUCAGCAUCAGACGGAGACAUACUCAGACUACGCCACCUAGCAAUCACCCGCCACUUAUGGCGGCCACCUCACCUCUCCAAUCCCCACUCAAAUUCUUCUCCAAUUCCACCACCGGAGCUCCAAAACUAUCUUUCCUUCUCCCGGUGAAUCCAUCUGAAGCCAAAUGUUUGACAAACCGGAGUAUUUCUAUUAGGUGCGACAAUCUUCCUCAGAAUUCUAUUGGGUUUCUCUCGGGCACCGAUCUCAUUCCUUCUAUGCAAAGCUCCCCUCUUUCGCUUUCCUCCUCUGUUUCAAUGGCCGCCGCUUCCGGCUCCGAUUCUGCCUCCAAGAACGUGAAAAGGGUGUGUCUUUUUUACUGUGACGAGACCAGGGCGUUGGCCGAGCGAAUCGCCGCCCAGUCUGACGCCAUUGAACUCCGUUCCAUCUCCUGGAGGACAUUUGAUGAUGGAUUUCCCAACUUGUUUAUACCCAAUGCACAAGCGAUUCGUGGGCAGCACGUAGCUUUUCUGGCCUCGUUUAGUUCUCCUAAAGUGAUUUUUGAACAGCUUUCUAUAAUCUAUGCAUUGCCCAAAUUAUUCAUUUCUUCUUUCACUCUGGUCCUCCCGUUCUUCCCCACCGGCACCUAUGAGCGUAUGGAGGAUGAAGGAGAUGUAGCAACAGCUUUUACUCUCGCCAGGAUCUUGUCUAACAUUCCUACUUCAAGGGGAGGGCCUACUAGCUUAGUGACUUUUGAUAUCCAUGCCUUGCAGGAGAGGUUCUACUUUGGUGAUAAUAUUCUACCCUGCUUUGAAAGCGGGAUACCUUUGCUUAAGAAUCGGCUUCAGCAGCUGCCUGAUUCUGAUAAUAUAGCAAUAGCUUUUCCUGAUGAUGGUGCUUGGAAAAGAUUUCACAAGCAGCUGCAGCAUUUCCCCACGAUUGUUUGUGCUAAAGUUCGGGAAGGUAGCCAAAGAAUUGUGCGAAUCAAAGAGGGGGAUCCUCAAGGGAGACAUGUUGUCAUUGUUGAUGAUUUGGUUCAGUCAGGUGGCACUCUUGUUGAAUGCCAGAAAGUAUUGGCUAAGCAUGGAGCUGCAAAAAUAAGUGCCUAUGUGACACAUGGGAUUUUUCCUAAUAAAUCAUGGGAACGCUUUGAAUAUGAUAAUGGAGGCCGUCCAGGGACUGGUCUGUCCUACUUCUGGAUUACAGAUUCUUGCCCUUUCACAGUGAAAGAGGUGAUAAAUAAACCACCAUUUGAAAUUCUUAGCCUUGCCAGUUCCAUAGCAGCUGCUCUACAGAUUUGAUAACUGCUGAUCAUCAUCUUGACGUAAUAGACAUGCGGUGGGAAUUGUUGAUAAUCGAGGGUGUUUUCUUUUUGUCAGUGUAUGUUUUAGGUGAUGGUGAGCGAGUUAUGAAAAUUAUGACAUUGGAAAGGCAUGAAAAUGUAAAUUCAACUUGUUGGGGUGGGCCGUGGGCCGAUUCAGGGUUGGAACCGGCACUUACGGUUCAUGACUUGAGAGGGAUCUGAAUCAGAUUGAGGGGACUGGUUCCCUAAAGUUUCAGUUCAUGUUUGAUUGAAAUAAUUCAAUGAUUAAAAUAAUUAGUUACUUUAA